UUUGUCGUCUGCUUUCCGAGAGCCGUCAAAAGAAGUCCGAAGCCGCAUCAUCAGAGAACGGCUAGACCGCAUCUUCCCUGCAUCUUUUUCUGUCAAGAACUGGAGAUGACCACCAAGCCACCAGCAACGUUUCGUCUUGCGUUGUUCAAUCCAUGCAGGGACGAUGACGGCAGCCCCACACCACAGCAAGUGCCCAUCUGCAGGCCGGACGAAGACUCGUCGUCUGCGACGAGCAGCCAAAAAGAAUUCGUCCUGGAACGGGGCAAAUGGGCCGGUAAAGCUGACUUUGUGUUCGGCUGCAUCAGCUACGCCGUCGGCUUGGGCAACGUUUGGCGGUUUCCCUACCUGUGUUACGAGAACGGCGGAGGAGCUUUUCUCAUCCCGUACUUCAUCUGCCUUAUCACCACUGCAAUCCCGAUGUUCUACCUCGAAGUGGCUAUGGGGCAAUAUCUCAGUCGAGGAGGCAUCGGAAUCUGGGACAUCGCGCCCAUGUUUAAAGGCAUUGGAAUAGCUUCGCUAACAAUAGUUACCCUAUCAAACAUCUACUACAUGGUAAUAGUGGCGUGGAUAUUGUUCUAUCUGAUCGCCUCGUUUACUCAAGUUCUGCCAUGGAAGCACUGUGGCAACCACUGGAAUACAGAAAACUGCUGGGAAUAUAACGUCACGGAUCCCGACAGCAUUCCACACAACAAAUCGGUUACUCCCAUCGUGGAGUUUUGGGAGAACAACGUCUUGGGAAUCUCAUCCGGACUGCACGAAAUUGGCGGCAUGAGGCUGGAACUCACGCUGUACCUCUUCCUUUCUUGGGCUAUCGUGUACGUCGUCAUCUGGAGGGGUCUUCAUCAAAGUGGCAAAAUCGUGUGGGUGACUGCUAUCUUCCCCUACGUGUGCCUCUUCAUCCUUCUAGUCAGGGGUGUGACCCUCGAAGGCUCCUUGGACGGGCUUCUGUUCUACAUCACACCCGACUGGUCUCAGCUUCUCAACGCUAAGGUAUGGGUGGCGGCUGGCACUCAAGUCUUCUACACUUUUGGCAUUGGCGUCGGCUCAGUAGUAACGCUGGGAAGCUACAACAAGUUCCAUCAGAACUUUUUCAGGGACUCGGCCAUUGUGUGCACCAUUAAUCCGCUGACGAGCAUGCUGGCAGGCACCGUCAUUUUCUCUGUCUUGGGCCACAUGGCACAACUUGCCCACAAGAGCGUAGGAGACGUUGUCAAGUCAGGUCCAGGUUUGGCCUUUUUGGUAUAUCCUGAAGUCGUAACAAGGAUGCCAGCUUCCACAGUGUGGUCCAUCCUAUUCUUCAUGAUGCUUCUAUGUCUAGGUAUUAAUAGCCAGUUCUGCCCUUCCGAAGCCAUUGUCUCAGGAAUCAUGGACCAGUGGCCAAAGCUUGUUGAAAGGAGGAAGUUGAUCACCUUGUUAAUGGUCAUCUUCCAGUUCCUCCUUGGUCUUCCAAUGGUCACGCAGGGUGGCAUGUACCUAUUACAACUGAUGGACAACUAUGCCGUCACAGGCAUCACCCUCCUAUUUAUAGUAUUCUUCCAAGCUAUCACGCUAUCAUGGAUCUAUGGGACGAGCAAUAUAUCGGACAACAUCAAGGCCAUGCUUGGUCGGCGCCCCAACAUUUUGUUCAGGAUUAGCUGGACUUUCGUUGUACCUGCCAUGUGUGUGGGCAUCUUCUUGUUCUCUGUGAUCAAGUACGCACCACCGGUAUAUGCCAAGACAUAUGAGUACCCAUGGUGGGGAGAGAUGCUCGGCUGGUUCAUGGCACUCGUCUCAAUGCUCAUGAUUCCUCUUUACAUGCUGUACUUUGUAUUCACGACGCCGGGAUCCCUAAGAGAGAAAAUCACGGCCGGCAUCACGCCUCAGUCAUCAUCGAGCGAGGACGAGAAAGUGGAAAAGAAGUACAUCUUCAGCAAUACGGCGCUUCAGGCCUAGGAACCACGCACGUAGGGGGGGUUGACUCACACCAUCGUCACCGCUGCACAUAGACGACAUUGUAUCUAUGCAUCUCACUCAUCUAACGUAUUUACUUCACCCAAUGCAUACCUGAAUCUGCGACCACUGUAAUUUAUGCACACACUCAAUUUUUUAUAAAGCAGACUCUUCUUUUUUAUACCUAUCAAACAA
Molecule: messenger RNA, 2124 nt
Organism: Ornithodoros turicata
Lineage: Eukaryota; Metazoa; Arthropoda; Arachnida; Ixodida; Argasidae
Product: sodium- and chloride-dependent GABA transporter 1-like
Exons: 15
Coding region: 106-1932 (608 amino acids)
Biological process (GO): sodium ion transmembrane transport
Cellular component (GO): plasma membrane; neuron projection
Molecular function (GO): gamma-aminobutyric acid:sodium:chloride symporter activity
Source: RefSeq, a predicted model, not a curated record